Syzygium oleosum is the source of this 2457-nucleotide messenger RNA. RefSeq names its product polycomb group protein EMBRYONIC FLOWER 2. NCBI's taxonomy places the organism in Eukaryota, Viridiplantae, Streptophyta, Magnoliopsida, Myrtales, Myrtaceae. The record is from RefSeq and is a predicted model, not a curated record. The transcript is spliced from 22 exons. The coding region runs from base 320 to 2164 and encodes 614 amino acids. Gene Ontology annotation, cellular component: nucleus. Gene Ontology annotation, molecular function: chromatin DNA binding.
AAGACUGCUCCUUUUUUCGUGCUUUCUUUUUCUUAUUAUUCUUAUACACGGGGUGGCUGCUGUCUUCUCGCGGAUUCGUCCGAGCUCCGUCACUUCGCCGAGCUCUUCACGCUAAGGCAAAUUCCGCUGAAUUUCUUGCAUUGGAAGCCGACGCCCGAGCUCAAUUUCGUGAGGAGGAAACCUCGCGCGGCGUCACACACUGGAUGCAAAGAUAGGCUUUUGGCUUCCAGCGGUCUCCGGGCGGCAAGUGCAAGGGCAACCGCUAGGUUAAUGGAUUAAGCUAUGAGGAGCGUAUGCGUUGGAACUUCGUAGCUGGAUAAUGCCAGGCAUCCCUUUAGCGGCUCGUCAAACUUCAUAUUCGAGAAGUACAGAUCAGAUGUGCCGUCAAGACUCUGAGGCACAUUUAUCUGCGGAAGAGGAACUUGCUGCUGAAGAGAGUCUCUCGAUCUAUUGCAAGCCUGUGGAGCUCUACAACAUUCUUCAGCGCCGUGCUGUCAGAAAUCCACUGUUUCUUCAGAGAUGUCUGAGCUACAAGAUACAGGUGAAACACAGAAGGAGAGUACAAAUGACAAUUUCUCUGCCAACGACUGCAACUGAAGGUUUACAAUCAGCAAGAGUGCUUCCUAUGUAUGUACUGUUGGCGAGAUUAGAGUCCGAGGUUAACGGUGUGGAGCAUUCUGCAGAAUAUCGCUAUAGUCGUGCAUGUGUCUUGACCAGUUUCAUGGGAGCUGAGGAUGACACCUGUAGUCGGGCAAGUUUUAUUCUUCCCGAGAUCAAUAAACUAGCAUUGGAGGCCAAAUUAGGAUCUCUUUUCAUCUUGCUUGUGUGCUAUGCGGGACCUGAAAAAUCUCUUUAUGGAAAUGAUACAACCAAAACUCAACUGGAUGUAGCAGCUUAUCAACGAAAUGCUCCUGGAUUCUGUGUUUUUGGAAAAAUACCGAUGAAGUCUCUUUACUUAUUGUGGGAGAAGUCACCUAACCUGAGUUUGGGACAAAGAGCAGAGGUGACCUUUUCUGUUGAUAUGCACACUUGUCUGGUCAAGUGGAGACACUUAAAUGAAGACAGACACAUAUCUGUGCAAGUUCCAUAUAGCUCUGAAAUUCUGCAUGCACGAGAGCGUCUGCAUGUAAUCGUCGCUGCUGAAGAGGUUGGGGCAAAGGAGAAAUCACCAUAUAAUUCAUCCAUGUGCAAUGAUGUCAUCUCAUCAUCAUUCUCUCAUAUAAUGCGCUUGAGGGCUGGCAAUGUUAUUUUCAACUACAGAUAUUACAACAAUAAGUUGCAAAGGACUGAAGUGACUGAAGAUUUCUCUUGUCCUUUCUGCUUGGUUAAGUGCGCAAGUUUCAAGGGUCUGAGGUAUCAUUUGUUGUCAUCACAUGAUCUCUUCAAUUUUGAGUUUUGGGUAACUGAAGAGUUCCAGGCCGUUAAUGUCUCUGUAAGAACAGAUCCGUGUAGAUCUGAGAUUAUUGCCGAUGGUAUGGAUCCAAGGCUGCAAACUUUUUUCCUCUGCCUUAAACCGUUCAAGCGGAAAAGAUCACUCCACGUAGUUCAAAAUGCCAAGCAUGUCUAUCCACUGGUCUUGGAAUCAGAGUUACCUUCAGGAGUUACAAGUGCCACAGGACAAUCAUAUGCUGACACUGAUUGUGUUCAAUCAGUGUCAGCCAACAACUUUGCACCCCCUGCGAUGCUUCAGUUUGCAAAGACGAGGAAGUUAUCGAUUGAGCGAUCUGAGCCAAGAAACCGUCUCCUCUUGCAAAAGCGGCAGUUCUUUCAUUCACAUCGAGCUCAGCCUAUGGCCGUUGAACAAGUGAUGUCUGAUCGAGAUAGUGAGGAUGAAGUCGAUGAUGAUGUAGCUGACUUUGAAGAUCGAAGGAUGCUUGAUGAUUUUGUGGACGUGACCCAAGAUGAGAAGCGAAUGAUGCAUCUAUGGAAUUCAUUCGUGAGGAAGCAAAGGGUGCUGGCAGAUGGUCAUAUUCCUUGGGCAUGUGAGGCAUUUUCAAAAUUGCAUGGAGAUGACCUUGUCCGUGCACCCGCACUUAUUUGGUGUUGGCGACUCUUUUUGAUCAAGCUUUGGAAUCACGGCUUGCUCGAUGCCCGCACCAUGAACAAUUGCAAUAUCAUCCUGGAACAAUGCCAGAAUCAAGGGCCAGAUCCUAUGAAAAGCUAGACAGGAAGUGUAUCGCGACACAUCCGUGGCUGAUGAGCGUGGAGCAAGAGGAACGAUAGAAACGCGGACAAUUAUCUAACUUUCAUUGGUGAGACUGUGCAUCAAUUUUCUCAGAGUUUUUCUUUUCUUAUUUAGUUUUGAGGCAUCCUAAGGCCCAACUCUAUCUGUAAGUACGCUCUUUCAUCGUGCAACUUUGACAAGUCGUCAAUUUUAUAUCUACAUAGAAAAGUAAUCCAGUCGACGGAACGCAGCAGACACAUUGUCGCAAAAGCAAAGCAAUCAUCUUAUCUUAC